Seminavis robusta is the source of this 2802-nucleotide messenger RNA. Lineage: Eukaryota; Bacillariophyta; Bacillariophyceae; Naviculales; Naviculaceae. The record is from the annotation of a GenBank genome assembly.
AAAGUCCCCUCUCUCAGCAUAAUAUCGCUAGCUAGUGGUGGACACACCAAUUGAGCUUGGCCUCUUUUUGAAGGGAUACUGCCUUGGAAAUUCGUGAAAAGUGCCACGAAAUAUCUACUAGCUAGUAAAGAUUACUGAGCACAACGGAUACCGUACCCUGACCUAGAAAAAUGAGAGCCAUAUCGUUUCGGAACAGCAGGAGGAUACUUGCACUAUCUACUAGGCCUCACCAAAGGACAGAUCCAGCUUCUUCUUCUAGUGUCAUCAGAACUACUUUCAGCUUGAGUGACCUGGGAGCAUCCAACAAACUACAUUCAAUAAAAUUUAAUGCAGUGCAUGCUGAGAGGGUAGCAUUGAACGAGCCGAUAAGAACAAGACGGUUUGUCUCCAAAGCCAACCAAAAAGCACCGGAACAUCAUUCAAAAGAACUUCAAGAUCUUUCGGAUCACCUUGCGCAGUUACAAGAAGCUCCUAUUGGGUCACUCUCGAUAGACAAAUUCCACAAGGCAGCGGACUUGAUUCGUCAAGUCAAAGCAAAGCACUCCAGUAAUCUUGUUCUUGUGGACACGUCUUUUCAAAUACUCGAGCGACUCGUCCAAGAAAUACAACAAGCCAAAGGCAAACGAAAGAGAUAUCUGAAUCACCAAAAUACCCACAGGAUUCUAGACACGACAUUGCUGCAGACAGUGAUCCUUAAACAUUGGGCAAAGACGAAUCAUCCUCACAAAGCGACCAAAACCAAAGAACGAGGGAAUGGUAAAACCAUUCUGGACAUGAUCCACAGUUGGAACAAACGAGCACCAGGACAUUUGCAACCGGAUAUUGCAAUCUACAACACCGCUCUGGAAUCCUAUCUUCUGGACUCAUCAUCAUCCAAGUAUUCCAAAACAAAAAAGAAGCUAUCCGACAAUUUUCCAAUCAAGGUCGCAAAGUUUAUUCAAGGCGUGUACCAACAAUUACUACUCAAAAACAACAACAAUGCAUAUCCCAACCAAAAGACUCACGAACUAGUCAUUCAAGCAUGGAUUGCGGCCAAGGAUGUCAACUCUGCCACGGCAGUUCUCACGGGGAUUCGAAACAACCACGAGCUGCAACCGCAAACAACAAGCAACAAUAUUCGAUUUGGAAAGGAAAUUUUUGAACAACUGCUAAAAGAAUGUGUCGACGAAAAAGCAGGACAAAUGGCGGAUAGUGUGUUGGAUCAUAUACACUAUUUUCAUGACCAUGGACUGCUGGCCGUUCGACCCUUGAUGGAACACUACACGCAAGUCAUACAAGCAUGGGCAGUUUCAUCUCAUCGUCAUCACCCACAGGCACAACGCCGCCUUCAGGAACUCACCGAUUUCGUCCUGAACGAUUACAACAAUAAUCACAAUCAUCAACUACAACCACCCGAUAUCCUCACGUUUCACGUGAUUUUGCAAGGAUUCGCUCGAUUGGGAGAUCUCGAAUCGGCCGAAGAUAUCCUGGGACAGCUCUGUGCCCGAUAUCGACAACAAGAUUCCACUCGUUCGUCUGUCGUCGUUGUCGUCAAACCCGACGUCGAAUGCUUUGGUACCGUCCUCGACGGAUGGUCGCGCGUCAAGAAUCGACCCGAUGCCGGUACACGGGCCGAAGCCUUACUCCGGCUCAUGUGGGACAGUCAUCAAAUGGUACCCUCCAUGCAACAUUUGGUUCCAGACGUGAGCUGCUACAACUCGGUCAUGCAUGCUUACAUUAAUGCGACCAACUACAAUGCCGCCGGAGAAGCCGAACGACUCUUUCAGGAACUCCAGCACAAGUCGACGGAAGAAGCAUACGCACAUUUGCAACCCACCACGGAAACAUACGGGACACUCAUUCAUGCGUGGGCUCAACAUGGCAACGUCGAUCAAGCGGCCAAAAUUCUGGCAUUCAUGUGCGAUACAACUACCAAUGAUACCGCCGCCAUGCCCGACGCACAGUGUUUCAACAGCGUCAUGAAUGCCCAUGCCAAGUCCAAGGCUAUCGUCGCGGGCAAGGAAGCCAACCGUCUCUUGGAAAAAAUGUGGGAGUUGCAUCGCGACGAUCGGUUUCCAGCGGCGGCUCACAUUCGACCCAACAACAUCACCUACGGAAGUGUCAUUCAUGCCUGGGCGCAAUCGGGUCAUGCCGAUGCGGGCGAAAAAGCGGAACGGUUGUUGCGAGAAAUGGCGGACAUGGCCAAAGCGUUGGACGACGACAGUUUGAUGCCGACCACCAGAACGUACAACUCCGUCAUUCAUGCUUGGGGUAGCUGUGGAGACUACGAUCGAGCGAGGGCAGUCUUUCAGGAACUGCCAUCCAAGCCUUCCAACAACACGUCGGUUUGCCGAAACGUUGGCACGUACAACUCUCUCCUGUUGGCCCUAGCAACAGCCGAUGAGUACCAUCACGACGCGAGGUUGCACAAGGGAGAAAUUGCGGACUCGAUCCUAACCGCCAUGCAAGUGAGAGGUGUCAAGCCUAAAAUUCAAACGUACGGCUUGGCUCACAAGUGUUGGUUCCAAUCAUCUGCCGACUUUAAAAAAGCCAGCUUUCGCCUGCAAUCGUUAAAGAGCAAAACCGAGGAAUUGGAGCGCGAAGAAAGGGAAAUGCCCCACUCUCGCUACGGAAGCUAGCUGCACGAAGUGGUACUGGUACGCACAAAAUGGCCCCAAUGGCUCUUCUACAUUCCGUUGCCUCAGGCCCCGCCUUCCUUUAGGGCAAAGCUUUUGCCGGCCGUGCUGGACCAACAUCUAACACGCGAAGUGUUUAGCUAUGGUAGACUUGCUAGCUAUUUAAAACUAAAUGAUGGUUCACUUC